AUAUCUGCUCCGGAGGAAGAGCACAUAUCGUACGUUGUAUUGCUAUGAACUGCUCAUACACUUCCACAACCAGUAUAUUGAGUUUUUUGAGGCUGCAAAGUGGAUAGUUGAAGCCUCAUGCAUAGCUUCUUGAAGAUUGAGGACUAAAGUGGAUGCUUUACAAGAAAAUGUUGCUAGAGCAAGAGAUAUUUCCUCCCUCCGUUACUCCUCUGGCCGGUUUGAGGUGGAGCGACAACCUUCUCAAACAAGAAUACACCGAACCGGCAACCGAUCUGGACUUGGAGGAGAAUCUGGAGAAGCUUCUCAAGGGGGACCCCUUCACCGGGCAGAUGUACCAUUACGGAAGCUUGGUCUGGCGCAUCCAACCGGGUGGCGAGGGUACCUCUCGGGCCCAUGAAGCAGCGGGGCACGGGGUACCCUCCCCGGGCAACACUGCAGAGGCCGGGGCCCCAAGUCACCCAGAUCCUUUAGCAUCCCGAAGAAGACCUGCGCGUCUUCUUCUUCUGGCCCACACGCAUCUUUUGCGAAGACCGUCCCGGUCUAACAGGAAACUGUUGAGAUCCACUCUGAGGAGGAAACUCCCCCCAGUCCAGGAAGACGGCGGGGAAUCCUCCCACCAACAAGGGGAAGGGAAAGACCAGGAUCAAGAAAGCGGCCACCACCCAUCCGUCGGCGAAGAGGAAGGGGGGGGGGAGGAUGUCCCGGUCACCCCAUCAUUGGAAGAGCUUUGGGUGAAGAUGGGGCUCAAGCUGAAAAAGAUUGGCGAAGUUGGGUCAGAUGCCUUGGAGCAACUAUCAGAAGGCUCCCCCUCCCGGUCGUCCAAACUUAAAGAGAAGCUCAGGGAAGCUGAGGAGCGGAACCGGGAGCUACAGGAGGUGAUUGCCCGCCAGAUCGAUGAGAUGGCCAACCUCUCCAGUCAAGCCGGCAAGGUUGGGGCAGAGAACCUCCACUUGAAGAAGGAAAACCUUCAGUUGAUGGGGGAGGUCUCCAAUUUGAAGGAGGAUGCGGAGCAGAAGGAGCAGGAGUUUCUCGGCAGAGCCCACCAAUGGAUGGGGGAGAACCUGGUAGAGGCUGCCCGGGUGCUCACCUCCACUCCCGAAAAGACAAUGGAGGGCUUCAAGCUACUCUACCGGGAGGAGCGUGGGAAAGAGAUGAUGACGGACAAAGGGUUACCAAUUGAUGAAGAAGAAGAUGAAAUUGAAGAAAUUGGAGCUAGAAGAAGACUGCCCACCACUCGCCGGAGGUUUUUGCCGCCGCCGGUUCGCAUCUGCUGGCCGCCCGCCGCCGCCGCCGCGGCUCUCUUGUCGUUGUUCCUCGUGUGUUCCCCCCUCCCCCUUGUUCAGCUGUGAUUUGUCUUCAAUUUAUAGCCGAAGGAUUGUUCCGUUGAUUUCUUCCUGUUGGCAAUUGAUUCUAGCGAUAAAUGUAGGGGAGCGUUGGAGCGUUGAAAGAAUUUGGCAGAGAGACGUUGAAGAUCGGAGCUCUGGUCCGCCUAUUGCACUGCUUGCGUUAUUGAACAAGGAGAAGUUGCUGGAUUUCUUUUUUCUUUCUUGCUGGACGUGAAAUCAAAUUGGGGGAGUGGGCUGAUUUUCCAUUGUGUUGGGUUUGGGCUCUGGCCCAAAAUCAAUCUUUCCUUUCCAAACUUGAAUUGCAUUUUGGUCUUUUUGCUACAUUUUUCUCCAAAAAAUAAGAUAUCUGAUAAUUUGGGUUAGGAAUAAUAAAAUGUAAAAAGUGUUUAAAAAACUACUAAUUUUGAAAGAAAAUAAAAAGAAUGUAAAACUAGAAAAUAAAAUAAAACUUAGCUAAAAAAUUAAAAAUUAAACUCUAAAAAUAUUAAAAAUGCCUAAAAAAGAAUAAAAAAAACUAACCCAAAACCAACUUAUCAAAUACCCCCACACUUAAGACUUGAACGUCCUCGUUCAAAAGACCAAAAAGGAACAAAUUAAUUUAUAUCAUCAUCAAGAAGAGCAAAAUGCACCUUACACGCUCACACUUAAGAUUUCAUGCCCAUAGCAUUUUAAAAACAAAGUGAGCUAAAAAUCCUAUAAAGAUGGAGAUCUAAAAUAUGGAUUAUUUGGGUUCUAAAAAAAAAUGCUCUAAAGUUGCCACAAAAAAGCUUCUAAGGGAGUCCUAUGCUUCAAAACGGCUCAAUGGCAACGGUAGCAAAAUUAUUCAUAAGAAAACCUAAAUAAAAAAUCACACAAUUUCUAAAAAGGGCUCCUAAAACUGAUUUUUCUUCUUUUUCAGAAAACAAAAUUUUACGGGAUUCCUAGAAGUAUGUGGAUGGCCAGUUCUAGAAAACAAAAUUUUACGGGAUUCCUAGAAGGAUUUCAAACAUUUUAAGGUCAUUUUUUACCAAGAAAAGAGCAUAAGACUCAAUGCGGGUUUAUAAAGUAUACACUUGCUAUCUUUCAGAAUAAAGCCCCAAGAAAAACAAUGAGGUUUUUGGGUCAAUUUUGAAAACAAAGAUCUAAAUAAGAAGAUAUGCAACUAAGAAUGGAAAUAUUUGGACCCAAAACCUAUUUUGAAAAAAAAAUUGCCACAAAAGUUUUUUUCAAGCAAUGACACAAGCAUGACACCUCCCCCCACACUUAAAAUCUGCAUAGUCCCCAAUGCAUCUAUAUGAUAUGGCAAUAUUAAGUAAGCACAGACUUAGCGAGGGGAGAAGGGGAAAGGGGAGAUUCAACUAAAAAGUAUACGCCGCAUCAAUUAUUCAUUUCCCGUUCCUUAUUUUGCUCUUUGGACCUAAAAAUCUGCAAAAAGAAGGCUAAGACCAAGUUUUUUAGCUUUGAAGACAUAAAAAUCAGAUUUAAAGAAUGUAGAUUUUUUUCUAAUUUAGCACAUAUAAGCCGUGAAAAGUGUAGAAUUUUCAUUCUGCACUAAAAAACAAGCUUACAAGGUGCAUAUUUCCAAUUUAUAGCCCAAAAAUCAAAUAGAGAAGUGCAGAUUUUUUCCAAUAGUACCCAAAAAAUCAGCCCGGGCACUUAGAGUUGACAUUUCAAAACAGAUUUUUGCACCUUAUUGUGCAGUCUUUUACUCCAAACACCUAUGCUUCCACCUAAAACUCAAUCAAUCUUGCAUUCUCAC
This is a messenger RNA of Cuscuta campestris, 3084 nucleotides long. The record is from the annotation of a GenBank genome assembly. Lineage: Eukaryota; Viridiplantae; Streptophyta; Magnoliopsida; Solanales; Convolvulaceae.